This is a messenger RNA of Microthlaspi erraticum, 1341 nucleotides long. Lineage: Eukaryota; Viridiplantae; Streptophyta; Magnoliopsida; Brassicales; Brassicaceae. The record is from the annotation of a GenBank genome assembly.
AUGGUUGCAGACGCAAUCCACACGAACGGUUAUGAUCCCGCCAAGUUAACCGGCGAGGAAGAAAUCCAACGGUUGAGAUGCGCCGUGAAGAAUUACGAGUGGGGCAGACUCGGACCGGACUCACUCGUAGCGAGACUCCACGUGGCGAAUUCAGGGUGCCGAGUCGACCCGGAUGUUCCGUACGCCGAGUUGUGGAUGGGAACUCACGAGUCCGGACCGAGUCACGUCGUGAAGGAGGAAGAAGAAUUCGAGUCGGGUCGUGAUGGGUCCGAAUGCAUGGUUACAUUGAAAUCGUGGGUUUCGGAUAAUCCGGAUUCACUCGGGUCUAGAGUCGUGGACAAGUGGGGACGUGAUCUUCCUUUCAUCUUUAAGGUUUUGUCGGUGACGAAAGCGUUAUCGAUUCAAGCACAUCCGAACAAGGCCUUAGCAGAGAAAUUACACAGAGAAGAUCCUCUUCUUUACAGAGAUCCUAAUCAUAAGCCUGAGAUUGCUCUUGCGAUCACUCCUUUUCAAGCCCUUUGUGGUUUCGUCUCUCUUAAGGAGCUGAAGGAGGUUAUCGCCAAUGUACCAGAGAUCACAGAGCUUGUCGGAAGCAAAGCUGCAGAUCAAAUCUUCAAAGUCGACGAACACGAUCAAAACGAGAAUGUUAAAUCCGUUGUCCGUUUAAUCUUCACGCAGUUAAUGUCUGCAAGCAGCAACGAGACUCAUCAAGUCAUAUCACAGAUGAAGAUUCGUCUGAUCUCAGAGAGUCAACACCGUGAACUAUCGGAGAAGGAGAAGUUGGUUUUGGAACUUGACAAACAGUAUCCAGGUGACGUAGGCGUGAUCUCAGCAUUCUUCUUUAACUACGUCAAGCUUAAUCCCGGAGAGGCUCUGUAUUUGGACGCCGACGAGCCUCACGCUUACAUCUCCGGCGACUGUGUUGAGUGUAUGGCUGCUUCAGACAACGUCGUUAGAGCUGGUCUCACUCCUAAACACAGAGAUGUUCAAACGCUCUGCUCUAUGCUUACCUACAAACUGGGGUACCCGGAGAUUUUGAAAGGAUUUCCUCUGACGCCAUAUAUUACAAGAUAUCUUCCUCCAUUUGAUGAGUUCGAAGUGGAUCAUUGUGAUCUUCCUACAGGGAAAUCGACGGUUUUUCCGGCGGUACCAGGGCCGUCGGUUUAUCUGGUUAUUGAAGGAAAUGGGAGAUUGCAAACCGGUUCAUCGUCUCAAUUGUUGGUUAACCAAGGAGAUGUUUUGUUUGUUCCGGCUAAUAAAGAGAUUCACGUAACCGGAGAAAGUGAGGUGAUGAAGCUUUAUAGAGCUGGAGUCAGUAGCAGAUUCUUCCAAACAUUGUAA